CAUUGGUCCGCAGGACCGCCCUUCUGGGAGCCAGUGGCUGGGAGCAGUGCUGGAGGAUCAAGGAAGCAGAGAUGGAUGGUGAGGCAGUCCGCUUCUGCACAGAUAACCAAUGUGUCUCCCUGCACCCUCAAGGGGUGGACUCUGUGGCAACAGCUUCUGCAGCCCCCAAGAUACCAAGGCUUAUUCAGACUACCCCAGCAUUUAUGGCUGUGACCUUGGUCUUCUCUCUUGUGACUCUCUUUGUAGUGAUUCAACAGCACACAAGACUUGUGCUGAAGUCUGUGCAAGCCAUGAUUCUGGGAGACAACAUUACUGGGCAUUUACCUUUUGAACCCAACAAUCAUCACCACUUUGGCAGGGAGGCAGAAAUGCAAGAGCUUAUCCAGAUAUUUAAAGGCCACAUGGAGAAUUCCAGCGCCUGGGUAGCAGAGAUCCAGAUGUUGAGGUGCAGAGUGGACAAUAUCAAUUCACAGCUCCAGGUGCUCGGUGAUCAUCUGGGAAACACCAGUGCUGACAUCCAGAUGGUGAAAGGAGUUCUAAAGGAUGCCACUACACUGAGUUUGCAGACCCAGAUGUUAAGGAGUUCCCUGGAGGGAACCAAUGCUGAGAUCCAGAGGCUCAAGGGAGGCCUGGAAAAGGCAGAUGCUUUAACUUUCCAGACCCAGAAUUUCUUAAAAAGCAGUUUAGAAAACACUAGCAUUGAGCUCCACAUGCUAAGCAGAGGCUUAGAAAAUGCAAACUCUGAAAUUCAGAUGUUGAAUGCCAGUUUGGAAAUGGCAAAUGCCCAGGCUCCGUUAGCCAAUAGCAGUUUAAAGAACGCUAAUGCUGAGAUCCAUGUUUUGAGAGGCCAUCUAGAUAGGGUCAAUGACUUGAGGACCCAGAGCCAGGUUUUAAGAAAUAGUUUGGAAGGAGCCAAUGCUGAGAUCCAGGGACUAAAGGAAAAUCUGCAGAACAUAAAUGCUUUAAACUCCCAGACCCAGGCCUUUAUAAAAGGCAGUUUCAACACCAGUGCUGAGAUCCAGUUCCUAAGAGGUCAUUUGGAAAGGGCUGGUGAUGAAAUUCACAUGUUAAAAAGGGAUUUGGAAACAGUCACAGCCCAGACCCAAAAAGCAAAUGGCCGUCUGGACCAGACAGAUGCUCAGAUUCAGGUAUUCAAGGCAGAGAUGGAAAAUGCCAAUACUUUAAAUGCCCAGAUUCGGGUCUUAAAUGGUCAUAUGAAGAAUGCCAGCAGAGAGAUGCAGACCCUAAAUAAACAAGAAAUGAAGAAUGCUUCGGCCUUAACUUCCCAGACCCAGAUGUUAGACAGCAAUCUGCAGAAGGCCAGUGCUGAGAUCCAGAGGUUAAGAGGAGAUCUAGAGAACACCAAAGCUCUAACCAUGGAAAUCCAGCAGGAGUAGAGUCGCCUGAAGACCCUCCACGAGGUUGUUGCUUCACAGGAACAGCUACAAAGAACCCAAAGUCAACUUCUCCAGAUGGUCCUGCAAGGCUGGAAGUUCAAUGGUGGCAGCUUAUAUUAUUUUUCUCAUGUCAAGAAGUCUUGGCAUGAGGUUGAGCAGUUCUGUGUGUCCCAAGGAGCCCACCUGGCAUCUGUGGCCUCCAAGGAGGAGCAGAUCAGAGCAUUUCUGGUAGAGGUCACAGGUAAAGUGUACUACUGGAUCGGUCUCACUGACAGGGGCACAGAGGGCUCCUGGCACUGGACAGAUGGGACACAAUUCAAUGCCGCCCAGAACAAAGCAUGA
Molecule: messenger RNA, 1739 nt
Organism: Rhinopithecus roxellana (golden snub-nosed monkey)
Lineage: Eukaryota; Metazoa; Chordata; Mammalia; Primates; Cercopithecidae
Gene: CLEC4F
Product: C-type lectin domain family 4 member F
Biological process (GO): biological process involved in interspecies interaction between organisms
Cellular component (GO): external side of plasma membrane
Molecular function (GO): carbohydrate binding
Source: RefSeq, a predicted model, not a curated record